GCAGGCCCCGCAAGCAGGAUCAACCCUGCAGAGCCGCACACGGGGUCAAGGCUCCCCAGGUGUGUGCUGAGCAGCGCUGCCCUCUGGGCCCCUCCCGCAGGUGUGCCUUUGUCUUUCAGGAUGAUCUCCUGCUGGAAGCCACUUGGCCACUGGGGUGUGUUCACUACUAGAGGCUGUCAGGAGGGCUUUGAGGUUUCUAGGGAGUCCAAUGAUCUGAUUGGAUCUGUGUUUUCAGAAGGUGGCUCUGCCAGUGGGCUUGGGGGAUGGGUGGUCAGGGGGAAGCUGUUACAGUCAUCAAGGAGAGAGAUGACAAGGGCCUGGAUCAGGCAGCCCUGGGAGGGUCAGAGGGGACAGCCCUGCAGCAGAGAGGUCAGUGAAGAAGCUAGUGUCAGUCUGAGGCAUGAGGUGGCAAGGGCAGAAACAGAAGGGCAGGGGAAGAAGGGCAGGCUGGGAGGCAUUCUGGAGUGGAGUGGUCAGGGGCUGGACGACCAAGAUAUGAGAUGGGGGUCAGAUGAGAGCCCCUCACUCGAGUUCCUCCUUACACAGUCCUUACAGCAACCUGGGCCUGGGUUUUUCCUCUGGAAACCUGGCCUCAUCCAGGUCACCCACGCUCACAUGCCCUUGCCCCACGUGUGUCAGGAAGGAAGGCUGCUUGGUUUUGGAGCUGUCUCCCCAGGCCCACAGUGCCAGGCCCUAGCCCCAAGAGCCAUCCCAGCCAGCAUCAGCACCCUCAGCAAGGCCCCAUGGGUCCUCAGCUUUCCCAGGGUCCUGUGGCCCAGCCUGCCUCACCCCGGCAGCAGCGGCAGCUGCCCUUCCCUGUGUGUGGCCCCGGGCGCACCCUUGUCUUCCUGUUUCCCACGGCCCAUCUGGAGAAGGCCGCCAGCUUUGGCUUGCUGGCACCUCGCAGGGGUCCCUUCCGUGGGCACAUCAGGCUAUGCCCUGUGCCCACUCGUGUCCCAGUGUAGGCGGCUGGUGGUAGGCCAGUGGCCGGGGCAGAGCGCCACUCUCCUGGGCAUGUGGCCUGCCAGCCAGCCAGAACACAGCCAGACCAGGCGAUGCUGCCUCCACCUAGCCCUGCCUCCAUCAUUUUCGGCUUUUAUUUCUCCCACCUCCAACCACCAAAAGAUGUUUCUCAGGGACGUCAACUGGAAGACAAGGUAAACAGCUAAAGUCUUCUGGCAAAUUCCCGCAGCAGUGAGGCUGUCGGAGUGAAGGUGAGCCGCAGGCCGGCCGGAUCAUACCUUCCUGCCCAGGCUUGUGGAUGUGUGUGAGGAGAGGCGGGCAGAAGGUACCCUCUGACACACUGCCACGUGGCCCCCCAUGGGAGGGUUGUAGAGCAAGUGAAAAAAGGUUGCAAGCCCCAAGUUCCAAAAUGUUGAAAAGGAAGUUGUACUGAGAGGUCACUUCUCCUGUGUGACAGCAGAGACGUGGGAAAGAGGCGAGAUUGUAAAUGUCUGGAAAGAGAUCCAAGGUUUCCCAUCCGGGGAAGGGCCCUGCAGAUGUUCGUUUGAUAUUUUCUCAGCUUCUAAAUAUUUAGAAAUGAAGGUGGAAUGUUUUGUUGAGUGGGGAGAUCAGGCAGGUCAUUGGCUAGUGAGCAGUCUCUCCCCACUCAGCAGUAGACACCCCCAAUAUAUCUUCAGGCAGUAAAUCCCCAGUAGAGGCACUUGCCUGUGUAUCCUAGCAGGAACAUCCUCUUUGACUUGCGUUUGGCAGUUAGGCCAGGCAGUAUAUUUUUGUCACAGGGAAGAAGCCCAUUGCCCUUCCAGAUGCAGGGAACAAAGGGUGGGCCGGGCCCAGCUUGGCAGUUCCAGGAGUGCACGCUCGCUGGGGAGGCCUGGCUGCAGCUGCACACACGCUCCUCGUGUCCUGUGGGGUUGCCUGGGUUCAGGGGUGGAGAUGCUUGAGCAGCGCAGCUUCAAGGGGCGGCUGGGUUUUUGCCAGAUGACCUGGGGUGGAGUGACCAGUGCCUGGCUGAGAAGGAAAGCUGGCCUGAGACAGGCUCCCCACAACCAUCCCGUGCUGUGAAGGGCGGAAACAGGAGACGAAGGGACUGGAGAUCCCUGGCAGGAGGCGGCUGAGGCAGGGAUGGACCCUGCUCAGGUUUUCUGAGCCCUGGAUUGUGGUUUGUCCUUCAGUUUUCUGGUAAAGGAUGUAUAUGAAAUUGAGCCAGCAGAGAGAUCUCAUAAAAGGAAGCAGGUUUCAGAAUCACCCAGACCUUGAUUCAGAUCCUAGCUCAGGAACUUUCCAGCUGUGUGACCUAGACAGACCGCCACCUCUUUGAACUCAGUGUUGAUAAUGCCCAUUUUGAAAGAUAAUAGUUCCAGCACUUUGAGAGGCUGAGGCAAGAAGAUUGCUUGGCCAGGGGUUCGAGACCAACCUGGGCAACAGUUGCACUGCCCCCCCACCCCUUCACCCCUCCCAACAAAACAAAAAGUUACCUGGGUAGGGUGGCAUCUGUGGUCCUAGCUUCUUGGGAGUCUGAGAUGGGAGGAUCACUUGAGCCCAGGAGUUUGAGGUUAUAGUGAGCUAUGAUUGCACCAUUGCAUUCCAGCCUGGGCAGCAGAGCAAGACCCUGUCUCUAAAAAACAUAAUAAACAAAUGUUAUUUAAAAAAAAAAAA
Messenger RNA from Pan troglodytes (chimpanzee), 2619 nucleotides. RefSeq lists its product as uncharacterized. The coding region runs from base 121 to 1161 and encodes 346 amino acids. NCBI's taxonomy places the organism in Eukaryota, Metazoa, Chordata, Mammalia, Primates, Hominidae. The transcript has a single exon. The record is from RefSeq and is a predicted model, not a curated record.